AUGGCGCCCGAGGAGAGCGUGGAAGUAGCAGAUUUGCUGCGGAGUUUCGAGCGCCGCUUCCUGGCGGCGCGCGCGUUGUGCUUGUUUCCCUGGCAGAGCCUAGAAGAGAAACUAAGAAGCUCAUCGGAUUCUGAGCUGCUGCUGGAUAUCUUGCAGAAGACGGUGAGACAUCCCGUGUGUGCAAGGCACCCGCCAUCGGUGAAGUACACCCGGUGCUUUCUGUCAGAGCUCAUCAAAAAGCAUGAGGCUGUCCACACGGAGCCUUUAGACGAGCUGUACGAGGCACUGGCAGAGGUCCUGACAGCCAAGGAGUCCACUCGGUGCUACCGGAGCUAUUUGCUGCCUUCAGGAGCCUCGGUCACCCUCGCUGAGAGCACAGCCAUGGUGUCCCAUGGCACCACAGGCCUGGUGACAUGGGAUGCUGCCCUCUACCUUGCAGAGUGGGCCGUGGAGAACCCAGCAGCCUUUGCUCAGAGGACUGUCCUGGAGCUCGGCAGUGGAGCCGGCCUCACAGGCCUGGCCAUCUGCAAGAUGUGCCACCCCCGAGCGUACGUCUUCAGCGACUGCCACAGCCGUGUGCUGCAACAGCUGCGAGGAAACGUGGCUCUCAAUGGCUUCUCAGCAGAGCCAGAUGCUGCUGUGAACCCAGAGAGCCCCCUGGUGACGGUGGCCCAGCUGGACUGGGACGUCGCCACAGUCCCUCAGCUGUCUGCCUUCCAGCCAGACAUUGUCAUCGCAGCAGAUGUGCUGUAUUGCCCGGAAGUGACCCUCUCACUGGUCAGGGUCCUGCAGAAGCUCUCGGCCUGCCGGACAGACCACACUCCUGACAUCUACGUGGCCUUCACCGUGCGCAACCCAGAGACCUACCAGCUGUUCACCACCGAGCUGGGCCAAGCUAGGAUCAGCUGGGAAGUGGUGUCCCCUCACGCCCGGAAGCUGUUCCCUUACGAAGAGCACUCGGAGUUGGGGAUCCUGAAGCUCACGCCGCAGGCUCCCAGCACUUCGCUGCCUUGGGACGGGCUUUCGUGUGGGAAGCUGCCGCCUCCCCUGCACCUGAGAAUUUGAAGAAUGUUGA
Messenger RNA from Castor canadensis (American beaver), 1075 nucleotides. It is a transcript of the gene Eef2kmt, whose product is annotated as eukaryotic elongation factor 2 lysine methyltransferase. Gene Ontology annotation, cellular component: protein-containing complex. Lineage: Eukaryota; Metazoa; Chordata; Mammalia; Rodentia; Castoridae. The record is from RefSeq and is a predicted model, not a curated record.